Messenger RNA from Parathielavia appendiculata, 1692 nucleotides. RefSeq lists its product as uncharacterized. NCBI's taxonomy places the organism in Eukaryota, Fungi, Ascomycota, Sordariomycetes, Sordariales, Chaetomiaceae. Bases 80 to 1375 code for a protein of 431 amino acids. The transcript has 4 exons. The record is from RefSeq and is a predicted model, not a curated record.
GGACUCUCGUCGCUCUGGAAAUAUCUCUGUGACAAGUUGUAUCCAAUACCGGACCUUACGCAGAAAACGACAGCCCACAAUGGCUUCGACGGCGCCGACCCCGUCAGCUGUCGUCUACCCGGUCAACGACACGUCAAGAUCCGAAGCCGAGCGAGCAUACCUGCAGCAACUGACCGAUUUCGCCGAGAACCAGGACUUGACCGAAGACAGCAGGGCGUAUGUGCGCAAUGUCUCCAUCGCAUUCACCGUCUUUGCGGGCGUCUUUGUGCUUCUUCGCUUCGUCGCUCGAUGGCGCCAGGCUGCCCACAUCGCCACCGACGACUGGCUGAUCGUCGCCUCCCUUGCCAUCUUGAUCGGAAACAUGGUAAUGAACCUGGAGCUCGUCAAGAUAGGCCUGGGGCUGCACUCGGGUGCCUUGACCUUGCCACAGCUGCAGAAACUGAACGAGACCCUCGUCGGCGCCGAGAUCAUAUAUGUCACAGGCGUCAAUCUUUAUAAACUCUCGCUGCUCUUCUUCUACUUUCGCGUCUUCCCCGUCCGCUCCGUGCGCCUGGGCGGCUACAUCUGCGGCGGAAUCUCCACCGCAUGGUGUAUCGCCUGCAUACUGGCCGCCACCUGGCAAUGUACGCCUCGCGAGAAGCUCUGGCAGCCGUGGUUGGAAGGAACUUGCAUCAAUCUGUUCUUGACCCAGCUCUGCAUCUCAGUGCCGAGCAUCCUCUGCGACAUCGCCAUCCUCUGCCUGCCCAUGCCCCACGUCCUGCGGCUCAAGACCAACCUGUGGCAGCGGGUACUGCUCAUGUUCAUUUUCUUGCUGGGGAGCUACGUCGUCUUUACGAGCAUCUACCGUUUCCGCGUCUUCCUGACCUACACCACCGACGACGUGCCCUGGUCUCUGGCCGACGGCUGCGCCUGGAACAUCAUCGAGAUCAGCUCCGGGAUCGUGUCAGCUUGCCUUCCAUGCUUGGGCCCUCUAGUGCGUGAUCUCUGGAGAUCCGCCUGGCCAUCCAGCACUGGCGGUUCCAAGGGCCCGCUCUCCCAACCAAAGGGUUCUGCCAUCAUCACCAUCGGAGGGACAGGCCGCAAGAGCAACACCAAAGUCCUCAACUCCCAGGGGUCACAGUGGAACCGGCUGACCGAGUCAGACGAGGAACCGCCGCAGUCCCGCGACGACCUUGAGCUGGUGCCCAAGCAUCUGGCUGGUCGCGUCCACGUGACGGUCCACGCCAGCCCGACGCCGAGCCGCCGUAGCGAUGAGGAGCGUGGCACGGAUCGAGAUGAUAAUCGCAUGGGGGGCAGCGAUAUCCCGAUGGAUGUCAUUCAUCAGCGUACCGACGUGGAAUGGAGGGUGGAACAACGGAACGGGCCGGUCCCAUGACACCGAGUCGUGGAGUUUUGCACACAGGUUAUUAGGUAAUAAUGCAUGCAGAAGAUGGCGAAAGUGAUGGAUUAAGAACAGGAAGAGCUGAGUUAGCAGAUGGACAGUCCAUUGAUUCGAUGUGGUCCUGGACUGGCCAAAUGUACCUCAGCAGGGCCAGCUAGCCUCGCUGCAGACAUGGCACAAUUCCACCACGUGGACAAGUGCACUAUUGACACUACGCCUCCAGCUCCAGUCUGUCGGGACGCGAGGCAGCCCGGGAUUGGUCGAGAUACGGACGUCUUCGGCAGUCCCGUUCAGCUGGACCACCAAGAGGU